Molecule: messenger RNA, 732 nt
Organism: Lachancea meyersii CBS 8951
Lineage: Eukaryota; Fungi; Ascomycota; Saccharomycetes; Saccharomycetales; Saccharomycetaceae
Source: the annotation of a GenBank genome assembly
AUGCCAGGCGAGUUUGCCAAUACGUUGUUUGUUGAAAUGGUCUCAAGAACUCAUCACGGAAAUACCGUACUCAUUAUUACGAUGUCAGUUGAAGAUUCUGAAGAAAAUCUAAAAUCCAAGACUUUAAGCGCUUCGAGCGACCAAAAUGAAUCUUCUGAGGUUUCUUCAGUUCAUGAGAGCCAUUUGCUCUCGCCAACUGCAUACGAGCUUGUCAAUUGGAAGUCCAUUGACAGUGGUAGGGUUUCACCGCUUGACUCUAAAGGACGUGCCCGAAUGGCAGUUGAAGGGAAAGAUGUUGAUCAAGGUAAAGAUGUGCCAAAAAGCUCUACACAGAAGUCUGAACCCUGCGUUGGGGGCGUCGACUACGUAAUAGAGCCCGCAUCACGAAGCAAUGAUAAUCCUUUCAUUAAAGCCACAUCCUCGACCGCUAGAAGCAAGCCUCCAACACCCGAAACUCCAAAAGAGCAGAGGCUUCUCGUCUCGAAAAUUUACGAUAAACUGCGAGCAGACUUCUUGUAUUUAUUGAGUCCGACGGGAGACGUCUGGGGCGAACUGUCCGUUAUUAUCUACGUGGUUCAGCUCAUCGUCGCGACCCUGGCCGUGGUUAUAAAAGAACUUCUACUCAAAGAAAACCUAGCCAGAAAAAGUGCUGUCUUCGCUACGGAAUUGAUACCCGAGAAUCUCAUCGACUACGCUUUCUUUACUCAAUAUAUACCUUCCCAAAACCGCUAG